Molecule: messenger RNA, 861 nt
Organism: Cladocopium goreaui
Lineage: Eukaryota; Dinophyceae; Suessiales; Symbiodiniaceae
Source: the annotation of a GenBank genome assembly
CACACCCCAGGAAACCUCUUACCUCAGCAUCUCCAUGUUGGCCCGAAGCUGUUACAUGAACGCCGGCUUUAACCCCGUGGAUGCCAACCGAAUGCUGCAGUGUUUUGCCAAUGGGCUGUACCACCAGGUGGGAAAUCUCUCGGAGCAGCUGCCAGGGUUGAACCUGAAACAUCUGGGCUGCAGCAGAGUGGGAGCAUAUCGACUGGCUGAGAUGGCCUUCUUGACGAGCGCGGAGAAAACCUUAGGUUGGCUGGUGACGCCGCCCUUCAUGUGUCAUCAAUGCUGUCAGCAGGGCCAUGGACGCUUGAUGGUGCUCUUGGCGAGGAACCCCUACAUGCGCGUGGCCUCGUAUUUCAAGCGCUGGAUGAUCACGAAGUUCGGCGGCUGGCCCAACUUCGCUACCUUCGUCACGGUGCUGAUGGAGGUAACGAACACCACCAACUGCUUCCGCGAUUGCAUCGGAGCCGAGUUCCCAUGGUUGAAUUCCGAUGACGUCCUGCACCUUCGAUCCGUCAAGGAGAUGUUGGAUGACCCGCGGAUUCAGCCACCGCGCAGCGCAAGGCAAUUCUCUGUGCUGCGCUUGGAGAACUGGAAGGAGGAUUGGAAAGCGAUAGAGGAUCGACUCUGCUCAGAGUUCCACCACUGCGAGCACCUCCCGCCGCCCCCUCGGGCAAAGGGCGAUCACCAUGCCCACACGGAGCGCUUGACGCGGGACGUCAUCAGCUGGGCCAAGCUAUGGCAGGACCUCAAGAAACCCAUGCUGUUCCGUUACGGGUGGGACUUCUAUCACCUUGGCUACUCCACAGAUCCCACGAAGUUGCGACCCCUGCGCCCCGCUCAACCGAGCCGGUCGACAUAAAA